AUGGAACAGUUAGACGUAAUAGGGAUUGUGUUGAGGCUAUGCUUAAUGAACGCCUUAAUGACACACUGGAGCCAUGCAGCUUCAAUUCCCAAGAUCCAGUAUCAAAAUAUGAUGGGUGGUCAAGGCUUAUAUAAUGCCAGUGAUGACGUAGUGAUCCUUAAUGCCACAAAUUUCAAAGCGAAUGUUUACGGAAGCAGCAAAAGCUGGCUGGUGGAAUUUUACAACAGCUGGUGUGGCUUUUGUUAUAGAUUUGCGCCAACUUGGAAGAGUCUGGCGAGCGAUAUUCUCUCAUGGAACGAUAUUGUCGUAGUCGCGGCAAUAGAUUGCGCCGAUGACGACAAUAAUCCAAUUUGCCGUGAAUAUGAAAUUAUGCACUAUCCAAUGCUGAAGUAUUUCUCUGUAAAUGAACACCCACCGUCCUUGGGUGUAAUGAUAGAAAAAGGGGACACCGCUGAAUCAGUGAGGCAUAAUUUAAUUAAUAGGCUGGAAAUGGAGCAGCAAGAGGGACGAGGAUCUACAUGGCCCAACAUUACGCCAUACAGGAACGUCGAGGUAACGGACGCGUGGAAGACGAUAUCCAGCAACGUGAAGUACUUCUUCCUGAUCUUCGAGACAGCCGACUCGAAUUUGGGCGCGGAGGUGAUCCUCGAUCUUCACAGAAUCAGCAGCCUGCAGAUACGCCGGGUGACCACCGACAACGAGUUGCUGUGCGUAAUGAGCAAGGUCACCAAGUUCCCGACCGUGAUAGCUUUCGGGCGCAACGAGUCGCAGAAGGUAGUCAGCGUGAGAGUACCGACGAGGGAGGGAAUACGGCGAGCUAUCAAGGACUACGCAGUCGCGAGGGGAGUGAACAUCGACGAGGCGGAUGCGACGGUGUCCCACGAUGUCGUAGAAGACACGGAAGACGCACAGCAAACGCCACCGGCCGUGGAGACUCGCAAGAAGGAGGAAGAAGAGCAGAAGAAAGACCAAUCAUCGAAGGACGAUCAAUCGUCGAGGAAGACCGACGAUUAUCUGUAUCAACUGGACCUGGAGAGUGCGUUGCGCUACUCGAUCAACCACGAGAUACCCUUGACGAAGGUGAUAGACGGCGAGAAGAUGGAGGCGUUGCGGAGGUACCUCACGCUGCUGGCGGAGUAUUACCCCCUGCGACGCGGUAACGCGUACCUGGACGUGAUACGUGACAUCGUCGAGAAGAGGAGUCGCAUAACUGGCAAAGAGUUCAGCCAACUGGUGAAGACAACGGAGGAGGAGAUGUCGCCGGUGUAUUCGGGACCGCCUCGUCGAUGGGUAGGCUGCAAGGGCAGCACGAGCUCGUAUCGCGGCUACCCCUGCGGCCUGUGGACGAUGUUCCACACGCUGUCCGUGAACUUCGCGCUGAAACAGAGCAAGCACACCUCUCAGGAUCCCUCGGCGGUGCUGCGGGCGAUGCACGGUUACAUCGGGAACUUCUUCGGGUGCGCGGACUGCGCCGCGCACUUCGUGAAGACCGCCAGCGAGAAUAGGUACUUGGACGUGCGCAGAGAGGACGAAGCCGUGCUCUGGCUGUGGCGAGUGCACAACCAGGUGAACGCGCGAUUGUCAGGCGACGACACCGAGGACCCCGAGCAUAAGAAGCUGCAAUAUCCCGCGGCGGAAAACUGCCCGGCGUGCAGAUUUGCCAACGGCAGCUGGAACGAGGAUGAGGUGCUACGAUACCUGAAAACUAAGUAUAGCGUUGAUGCCAUCAAGUAUGACGGGAUCGAUGGCUAUGGUGAUGAUGAUAAUGAUGACGGUGCGCUUAACGGCAAUGAUUCGAAAGUGAGGCCGGAGAGACGCGCGAAGGAGCUAAAGCGUAUCACCGGUUUCGGCUGGGACUUGAACGUAUUCGACCUAAGUAUCUGCGUGGUGUGGUACAUAACUUCAUUGGCGAUAAUCGUGUUGGUGUGCGUGAAAUUCGCCGUAAAGAGGACGUACAAAAAGAAGAGCCACAUGAACCCGUUGUCGAAGGUGUAAUCGUUACUUGUUGCUCUCUAUGCAUAAUUAUUACCGACAUUCCAGGACCAACAAGUAUUACUCAGGCAUCUCAGUGUUAACGGAGAAACCAGUAAGUAGUAAAUUUUCAGGUUGUGAUAUCCUCGGGUUAUAAUUGUUUCGAUGAUACCAAUGGAAAUGAUUGCAACUGCGUUGUUGAGCAUUUUCAUUUAGCCACAGUUUUCAAUUUUCAAUUGGUUACAAUAAUGUUUUAAUACUAUUUUUCCAAUAUGUCUUAAGAAACUGUCUAUUUUUGUAUUUAUCUAAUAUCUUGCUCCUAAUGUAAUUAAACAAGAAAUUGUUGUAACAAAAAUUAUUGUAGGAAUAAUUUUCCGAAAAAUUGCAGAUUUGCGGUUACAAUAAGAUUUUCAUUGGCAUCGUCGAUGUGGGUUAAUGUAACUCGAGAAGGAAGAAUCCUUCACCUUUAUUGCGUCAUACUGAACUAAUAAAAAAACUGCCAGUAAUAAAAUAAUAAUAUCCAAGGGAUACAAAUAAUUUGUAUUUUGUGCUAACUUCAGAAGCAGAUUUGGAAUGUUUUUUUAUUUAUGUUACUGUCAAAUAUAUGCAAGAAAAAUACUUUUUUGUUGCAUCCAAAACUGAUAUAUUUUUUAAUAUAAAAAGGAAAAAGACUGUAAUAAAAAUGGAUUGAAUGAAUGAAAAUAUAUUUUAAUCCACUCCAUUUAACAUAAGAUUUUAUAUAGUUUACUUCCUAUUUGAAAUAAAAAGUAUAUAUAAAUGUAUCAUACAUUAUGCAAUUCUAUUUUCUAUCGACAAAAAUUUGUGUAAAUUCUUUUUUGUAUGCUAUGCUUUGAACAGUCAUUUUAGAUUUUUAGAUGUAGAAAAUUAUUAUUAUCAUUAUAGUCAUUGAUUUUGUUUCUUUUAAAAAUAUCUAAUUUGUGUAUAUAUGAAUUAUGCUCAAAGCUCCAUAAAAUCCAUAACCAGUAAUGUAAUACGAAUCAAGAUGCUUUAUGUAAGCAUAUUUUUUGUCCUAGAAAAUAUAAAUUGCAUUGCACUUUAACAACAAAGACUAUCUGAUUUCAGUAGAAACAUAUUUAUUAGAAUCAUGUAAGAGUUUUUAUCAGAUAAGAUCUUUUCAGACAUUGUACAUUACAGGAAUUAACAUUUUUUUACUUUGAUAAAAAUGGCAUAUGUUAUAUAUAGAUUGUGUAAAAAAUCGGAAUUGACGAUAUAUUCUUUGGCGAAUUAUGGAUAACGAUCGAAUUAUUAAAUAAUUAAAAUGUUUUUUAAGUUCUAAGCUUAAUGACUCACUUAAUGAGUCUCUGUUCGCUCAAAGAAUAUAUUAGCAAAAGUGAAUUAUGAUGAAUUAGUACUAUCCACUUUUAUGUUUUUGUGUAAACAAUGUAGAAGUAUUAAUAUAUUCUAUAUCUGAUACAUAGCAUAUAUAGUUAAUUUAAUAACAGUAAAUAUUCGUGAAAUACCUGCGAUUAUUUAAUAUUGCUCUACAAUAAAUAGAUAAACACUCUUGCCACAUAACUAUAUAUAUAUGACAUUAUAUAUAGAUAUUAUAUGUUAAUAAUUAUACAUUAUAGGAUUACACAUAACAUGAAAAAUUAUAAAAUUUGCAGGCGUUAAUUUUGUGCGGUUCUUUACCUAACAGCAUAAAUGUAACACCGCGGCUAAAAUAAUUUUCUGUCGAAAACGUCAUUAUAGUUAUAUUGAAAUCCUAAACGCAAUAUAGCAAUACAAUUAAUUAAUUAUCGCAAGAUGUUAACUGAUAAAAUGUAGCAUAAUUCUAUUAUUAUUUUAUCCUAUAUUUUCAUAUUUCCGGAAGGCAUAUUUGCCUAUGCGUUUUCCUUUUAUACUUUUUAUACAGGUGUUUUUAUAUUUUUACAUAAACAAAUCUUAGAAUAAAUCUCCACCGAUGUUCAAAUAAAAAUACAAAUACGAUAAUUUUUAUUUUUCAAUUAAAUAUUAAGUAAGCUAAAACAUUGCAAAUCACGUGUAAAUCAGUUUUUGGUCGGUCUAUUGUAACUAUGCUCGUACGAUAAAAAUGUAAAAAUAUAAUGUGAUAUACCUGUAAUAUAAAAUGAAUCUUUGUACGUA
Ooceraea biroi (clonal raider ant) is the source of this 4077-nucleotide messenger RNA. Its product is annotated as sulfhydryl oxidase 1. The record is from RefSeq and is a predicted model, not a curated record. Gene Ontology annotation, cellular component: Golgi membrane. Gene Ontology annotation, molecular function: flavin-dependent sulfhydryl oxidase activity; protein disulfide isomerase activity. Lineage: Eukaryota; Metazoa; Arthropoda; Insecta; Hymenoptera; Formicidae. Gene Ontology annotation, biological process: protein folding.